AGCAGGCAGUCGGAUAACGGACACCGAACCGAAACCGACGCACACCUCGAGGACGCGUCGCCUCCUCCGCGUAAACGCCGCUGAAGAGCUAUUUUGUUGUUGUUUUGGGUUGGGAGCUUGACGUCGUUUUUUGGACCCAGAACCGAGACCCCACCGGGGGGAGGGCGGGAUUGUAUAACGGACUAGUCGGGACGCCGAGCAGGAGCAAGAACAAAAUAACUUUUUUUCUUUUUUAAUACCUCCUUCUUGGUCUCGCGCGCGCGCGCGCCAGGGAAAAAUGGGACCAAGAACCAACAGAAGCGUCUUAAGUUCUGCGGUUGUGGAGCUCUGCUGACGCGGCGGCUCGGCUCGGCUCGCGGGCUAAUGACACGCGGGGCUGAGGUCCUCCUGCGCGGCUCUUCGCUAUAAGCUCUCCGACGGAGGGGCGGACGGAGCUGUUGCGCGUCCUCUCCGAUCUCAACGCACCGCGCUCGCGAAAGCGAAGUUUGCGCGAUCCAACCGCUGAGCGCUAAAUCCUGGCGAAUUAGUAAUAAGCGGAUCAUCUGUCGGGAACAUGGAUCUAACCGGAGUGCUGCGCGUCUUCCGGCGGUCGUGAUGCCAAGCGCCGGUCGGAUCCCGCUCCGCCGCCGCCGCCUGCUGCUGCCCGCGAUGCCCGCUCUCUAACCUCGCAUCAGGCGCGGCGCCGCGUCCCUCCUCACCCGCCCGCCCACCCCCUCCGCGCGGGUCAGGAUGAGCAGCACGGACCUGGAGCGCAUGUCGCUCAGCUCCUCGGCGAACUCGGUGGCGUCCAGCGCGCGGACGCUGUCGGCCAACGUGCGCAAGCUGCACAACGCGCUCAACCUGCUGCUCAACGACUUCGAGAGGGAGCAGUUCAUCCACUGCCUCAACGUGUACCACUCCAAGCGCAACGUGUACGACCUGGUGCAGACCCUCAACGUCAUCCUCAACGCGCCCAGCAAGCGGCAACUUCUGCCCAUGCUGCGGCUGGUCAUCCCGCGCUCCGACCAGCUGCUCUUCGAGCAGUAUACCUCGGAGGGCCUCUACUUGAAAUCGGAUUUAGGCGCGACGAGCAACGGCGACGCCGAGCCGCCCCCGGGCGACUUGCCCGGCGCCGGUCCCGCCGCUCCUCCCCCGGGGCGUUUUUCGCCGAGCAAGCCGCCCGAGCACCAGGUGGCGUUGCGCGGCUCGCCGGACAGCUUCAGCACCAGCAGCGACGGGACGGCUCCCCUGGUGCCGCUGCUCGGCAGGAACUUCGUCCACGAGCCGCCGGGCGAGAUGCGCCAGGUCACCAUGAAGCGGCACAAGAGCAACGAGGGCCUGGGCUUCAGCAUCCGGGGCGGCUCGGAGCACGGGGUCGGCAUCUACGUGUCCCUGGUGGAGCCCGGCAGCCUGGCGGAGAAAGAGGGUCUCCGGAUCGGGGACCAGAUCAUGAAAGUCAACGACCGAGUGUUCGACAAAGUCACUCACGCCGAAGCAGUGAAGGUGCUGAAGGGCAGUAAAAAGCUCGGCCUCACGGUACGUUCCGUCGGGCGGAUUCCGGGCGGCUACAUCACCAACCACGUCUACACGUGGGUGGACCCUCAGGGGCGCGGCGUGUCUCCGCCCCCCGACCUGCCGGAGCACCGCAGCGCCACCUUGAGGAGGAGCGACAGCCAGCGGCGCAGCAACAUGCAGCUGCUGCAGGACGGAGACGAGAAGAAGGUCAACUUGGUUCUGGAUGACGGGCGCUCCCUGGGCCUCAUGAUAAGGGGCGGAGCCGAGUACGCUCUGGGGAUUUACAUCACCGGAGUGGACCAGGGGUCAGCGGCCGAGUGCGGAGGACUCAAGCGUCCGCCCUUACCGCCGUGCUCAGCCCCCGCCGCCCUGCCUCUGUGUUUCCUCGCCGCCCCGCAGGUGGGGGACCAGAUCCUGGAGGUGAACGGCUGCAGCUUCGCGAGCGUCCCGCACGACGAGGCCGUCGGGGUCCUGAAGUCGUCGCAGCACCUGAUGAUGACGGUGAAGGACGUGGGCCGCCUGCCGCACGCCCGGACGGUGGUGGGCGAGACCAAGUGGAUCGCCAGCUCGCAGAUCGGGGGCGGCUCCGCCGACAGCAGCGUGGCGAGCUUCUCGAUGGACAGAGGAGCCUCCGCAGCAGGAAAGCCGGGGUUCUACAGAGGCGUGGCGGGCUCUCAGGUGACCCUGUCCAGCCUGGUCAACCAAUCGCGCGCCAUGCUGGAGGAGCAAGGGCGCCACUUGCUGACGGAGGCCGAGCGCCAGACCAUGGGCUACUACGUGGAUGAGUACCGCGACGGGCACGUCGGCGUGGAGCAGCUGGUGGUGGCGCUGUUCGAGCUGCUCAACACGCACGCAAAGUUCUCCCUGCUGUCCGAGGUGCGCGGCCUGGUCACCCCACAGGACCUGGAGCACUUUGACGCGCUGGUGCUGAGGCGGGAGAUCCAGGCUCUGAAGGCUCGCCAGGGGGCGGCGGGCGGGGGCGGGGCCGGGGCGCUCCACCCGCCGGACUCCAUGUCCGUGGCGUCGUACCCGGACACGCUGACCUCGUCGACGGCCAGCUUCAUGACCAACACCACCCUCAGCUCCGCGCGGAACGACGGCGUGGUGGACAGUAAUGACUGGGGUCCUUCGGAGGGUCUGAGCGCGCUGCUGACCGACGUCUCUCUGGACGACGUUCAGUCCCCCCCCUCCUUCAAGCCUCCGCCCCCACCGGGGGGGGUGCAGAGGCGCCCGACUAGACGAGAGCAGGUCAACAAGUGCCCCUCGUCCGAGUCCUCGCACUCGGGCCUGUACUUCACGGCCCCGGCCUCUCGGGGCCGCGGCAAGGCGCCGGGACACGCCCCCAGGGAGCCGUCUCGGGAGCAAGCGGUCGCCAGAAAGCGAGACCCCCCCCAGAGAGACCCCCCGGUGCCUCCGAAGAGAGACCAGACAACGGCCGCUCAGUUGUCGUCGGUCUCGCAGCAUCACAUCGGCCCUUUCCCCAGGGUGCGGUCCCCGAAAGCCGUCGCCGCCCCGUCCCCUUCGCCUCCGCCUCCGCUCCCUGCUCCUCCCCCUCCGCCCCCUUCCCUCCCUCUUAACACAGUCUCCAUCUCCAAAGCCCCCCUCGCCUCUCCUGGCUCUAAACAGCAGUUUGUCACGGUGGAGGUUCACAGGCCCAACGCGGAGCCCGACUUCAACGAGGUGCGGCCGCUGCCCCAAACCCGAGGUGGCGCCCUGUCUCAGCUGUCAGACAGCGGCCAGACCCUCAGUGAGGACUGCGGGGUGGACAUAGCCGAGUCAGGAUACAUCAGCAAAGACAGCAGCAGCCCCCAUUCCUCACGCACACGCCUCCCCCGAGACCCCCUGGGGGGCGGCGGGGGAAACCCCUCCAAACCGCCGGGGCUGUUGGAGCCCACCUCCACACUCGUGAGGGUGGCAAAAAGUGCCAGCACUCUGGGUAUCGCCAUUGAAGGCGGAGCCAACACCCGCCAGCCGCUGCCACGGAUCGUCACGAUACAGAGGGGGGGCUCGGCUCACAACUGCGGGCAGCUGAAGGUCGGCCAGGUGAUCCUGGAGGUCAACGGGGUUUCCAUGAGGAGCCGUGAGCACAGGGACGCCGCGCGCCUCAUCGCCGAGGCCUUCAAGACCACAGAGAGGGACCACGUGGACUUCCUGGUGACCGACUUCAACGUGGCGCUAUAGCCGGGUCGGGUGGAGGAGAGAGGCGUUCGAGGACCACGAGGGAAGAGGAAACGGGAGACGUCUGUUGUUAUAAACGGCACAACUCUUUUCAACGGACGCAAAGACGAACCACCGACUGCUCACAGAAACAUGACGGUUCUUCAGAGGGACGCCGUAGAAGAACCGAUGUUGGUUCUACAAAGAACCUUUCAGACCAGGGUUCUUUAAAGAACCAUUACUUGAAAGGGUUCUUCAAAUAACCUAUUAAGGUGUCUCCAAGAUCCUUCAAAAAAUGGUUCUUUAAAGAACCGUUUCCUUAAAUAGGUCUUCAAAGAACCGUCAAGAAAUGGUUCUUUAUGUCACAAUUUCUGGUUCUACAAGGAACCUUUCAAACCAGGGUUCAUUAAAGAACCAUUUCCUUAAAGAGUUAUUUAAAGAACCUUUAAAAUGGUUCUUAAAGGCACCAUUUAUGGUUCCACAAAGAACCUUUAAAACCAGGGUUCUUUAAAGAAACCAUUUCCUUAAAUAGUUCUUAAAAGAACAUAUAAAGAACCUUCAAAAAAUGGUUCUUUAAGUCACAAUUUCCGGUUCCACAAUAGUUCUUCAAAGAACCCAUAAAGGUGUCUCAAAGAACCUUCAAAACAUGGUUAUUAAGGCACCAUUUAUGGUUCAACAAAGAACCUUUAAAACCAGGGUUCUUUAAAGAAACCAUUUCCUUAAAUAGUUCAUAAAAGAACAUAUAAAGAACCUUCAAAAAAUUGUUCUUUAAGUCACAAUUUCUGGUUCCACAAUAGUUCUUCAAAGAACCCAUAAAUGUGUCUCAAAGAACCUUCAAAACAUGGUUAUUAAGGCACUAUUUAUGGUUCCACCAAGAACCUUUAAAACCAGGGUUCUUUAAAGAACAAUUUCCUUAAACAGUUCUUCAAAGAACUUAUCAAUGUUCCUCAAACUGAAGAAUGGAUCUUCAGCAGGUGAUGGUUCUUCGUAGAACCACAACGCCUCUUAAAGAACCAUUUAAGAACCCUUAUUGUUCUGUGUGUGAUCUCCGAGCCCUUCUAGAACGCCACCCCCUGAUUCUGGAUCCCCCCCCCCCCCCCCCUGUGACACCGUAUGCACUAGAGACGUGCGCCUGGUCCUCUGAUCCCUCCGGACAGGAAGUCCUCGUGUCACGAAGGCGUCCCAUUGGUCCGUCACGUCUUAUUUAUCUUUUUUUUGUUGCUUCGAGAGACUUUAUCCGCGCUCGACUUUACGAGCUUUUGGAUUUGAAAACAAUUGUACAAAUGAACAAAUGUAGAUACAGAUGCAUAUAUACUGUUCACAUAAAGAUAGUCCUAUAUGAUCUAUAUAAAAAAUAAAAAAUAAAAUCUUG
Messenger RNA from Pseudoliparis swirei, 5023 nucleotides. RefSeq names its product whirlin a (gene whrna). Gene Ontology annotation, molecular function: protein binding. Gene Ontology annotation, cellular component: cilium; plasma membrane; stereocilia ankle link complex. The transcript has 13 exons. Bases 730 to 3675 code for a protein of 981 amino acids. Gene Ontology annotation, biological process: sensory perception of sound; auditory receptor cell stereocilium organization. Lineage: Eukaryota; Metazoa; Chordata; Actinopteri; Perciformes; Liparidae. The record is from RefSeq and is a predicted model, not a curated record.